AAAAAAAAUGCUGAAUAUAGUAUAGUAUAUUCUUGGAAAAGUUGAUUUUUUAGCAGAAAAAUCCAGUAGUACUCUGCGUCUGCUAUGCUAACAUCUUUCUCAGCCGGAGCUGGUGGAGCUACGCCGCCGGCAUUAACCAAUUUGAAAUGGUUGAAUUCGAGGCGUUUAAGGAUCUGGGCUGGAUGUGAUUUUCCGGAUUUUCUUCCUAAACAAGUUGAGAAAAUCAAAGACCCUUAUGCUAGAAAGUUGGCUUCACGAAUUGAGAGAAUACCAGUAAACUUUUCAAAGGGUUGUGUCAUGAGUAGUUGUGUGAAGCCAAAAGAACAGAAAGAGGCCAAUCCAGUUGUACUUCUCCAUGGUUUUGAUAGCACAUGUUUAGAGUGGAGGUACACACUUCCAUUGCUUGAGGAGGCUGGGUUGGAGACCUGGGCAGUUGAUAUCCUUGGAUGGGGUUUCUCUGAUCUAGGAAGGCUUCCAUCGUGUGAUGUAGCUUCCAAGCGUGAUCAUCUUUACCAGCUGUGGUCUACCUACAUCAAGAGGCCAGUGGUACUUGUCGGACCGAGUCUUGGAUCUGCUGUUGCUAUUGACUUCUCUGUCCACUAUCCAGAAGCUGUGGAUAGGCUUGUUUUAAUAGAUGCAAGUGUUUAUGCGGAAGGUACAGGAAAGCUCGCGACAUUACCCAAAGCAGUAGCUUAUGCUGGGGUCUACUUGUUGAAAAGCAUACCACUUCGUUUAUAUGCAGCAUCAUUGGCUUUCACUGGCUUACCAAUAAGUACAUGUAUAGACUGGACUAAGAUAGGUCGUUUACAUUGUUUAUUACCUUGGUGGGAGGAUGCAACAGUGAAUUUCAUGAUCAGCGGAGGUUACAACGUCAUUGAUCAGAUAAAGCAUGUCAAGCACAAAACACUAAUUAUAUGGGGCGAAGAUGAUCAGAUUAUUGACUACAAGCUUGGAGUGAGAUUGCAUUGUGAAAUUCCAAGUGCAACGCUAUGCCAAAUACCCCAGUGUGGCCAUAUUCCUCAUGUGCAGAAGCCUGAUGUUGUCUCCAGGUUGAUCACGGAAUUUGUUCAGUCUGAUCAAUCACAAAAGGCGAAACCUGACUCUGUCUCCACCGUCUCUGUUCCUAUGAUUACUGGUACUUGUACAAGCAGAUAUUUAGCAUAUCCAAAUUGACUUCCUGGUUCAACAUAGUGAUGAGGUUUGUUUGCCAGCUUCAAUGAUGAACUGUGAUUUCAUUCUUUAAGCAAUGUCGGCAAUAUUACCAACAUACCGAAGGUGCUUUGGCAUCCAGUUCAUAGUGUAACAAACUGAACA
Messenger RNA from Solanum verrucosum, 1314 nucleotides. RefSeq lists its product as uncharacterized. The record is from RefSeq and is a predicted model, not a curated record. The coding region runs from base 85 to 1173 and encodes 362 amino acids. Gene Ontology annotation, molecular function: catalytic activity. NCBI's taxonomy places the organism in Eukaryota, Viridiplantae, Streptophyta, Magnoliopsida, Solanales, Solanaceae. The transcript has 10 exons.